AUGAGCGGGGCGGGUGGGCUGGCGUGGCGCGCGCUGCACGCCUUGCUGCGCGCCCUGCUGUGCGUGCAGCGCGCGCUGUUCGCCUGCCUGCGCGACCGCGCCGUCGCCGGGCCCCGCGCCUGGCUCUGGCGCCGCGCAGCCUCCGCCGCCGCCUCCUGCGCCCUCCUGGCGCCCGCUGCUUUCGCCUUCCGCAAGGUGGGAGCGGCGCGGCGGCGGCGGCCCGUGGCUGCGGCGCAAGUACGGCAGCGGUGGCGCUUGGACGGGCGGACCCUGCAGAAGCUGCCGGUGCACAUGGGGCUGGUGGUGACCGAGGAGGAGCCGAGCUACGCGGACAUGGCCAGUCUGGUGGUGUGGUGCAUGGCAGUGGGCAUCUCUUAUGUCAGCGUCUACGACCAUAAUGGUAUUUUCAAGAGGAAUAAUUCAAGAUUGAUGGAUGAAAUUUUAAAACAGCAGCAAGAACUCUUAGGAGUAGAUUGCUCCAAGUACAAUGUGGACUUUGCAAAUCGAGACAAAGCUGAUGAAGUUUUAAAUUGCCAAUCUACAUUGAAGGUGCUGUCUCCAGAAGAUGGAAAAGCAGACAUAGUAAAAGCUGCUCAGAACUUUUGUCAGUUAGUAGCACAGCAGCAAAGAAGAUAUACAGACCUGGAUGUGAAUGUGUUAGACAACUUAUUAAGUAGUACAAAUGGAUUUCCUGAUCCUGAUUUAGUCUUGAAGUUUGGUCCUGUGGACAGCACGUUAGGAUUCCUUCCAUGGCACAUCAGACUGACAGAGAUCAUUUCUUUGCCUUCCCACCUGAACAUCAGCUAUGAAGACUUUUUCUCUGCCCUCCAUCACUAUGCAGCCUGUGAGCAACGCUGGGGAAAGUGACUUCUGGCUGAGCACAUGGAGUCAGGUUUUCUGUGGGAAGGAAUUGAUGUCUGUUUACAAGCACCUGUGACCCAUAAGUCUGGUUCAUAGUUCUUUCUUAAUUUAUCAACAAAUUC
Messenger RNA from Indicator indicator, 983 nucleotides. RefSeq names its product NUS1 dehydrodolichyl diphosphate synthase subunit (gene NUS1). NCBI's taxonomy places the organism in Eukaryota, Metazoa, Chordata, Aves, Piciformes, Indicatoridae. The coding region runs from base 1 to 867 and encodes 288 amino acids. Gene Ontology annotation, cellular component: endoplasmic reticulum membrane; dehydrodolichyl diphosphate synthase complex. The record is from RefSeq and is a predicted model, not a curated record. The transcript has 5 exons. Gene Ontology annotation, molecular function: ditrans,polycis-polyprenyl diphosphate synthase [(2E,6E)-farnesyl diphosphate specific] activity.